AAGUGUGAUUGGUACCCCGUGAGAGUGCGGCAAGUCUGAUAUCGUCAUGGGGCAUCCACCCCGGUUCUUUUUGACCGCGGGUCUUUUCAUUUAUAUCUUCUUUUUCUCUUCUUUGGUUUCAUCGAAUAAAUGUACUACCGGUUGCCAUGGAAUGCACAUUGGAAAAGACUAUCAAGAAGGACAGACUUAUACAUAUGACUUGGAAGGAAAAUCGCUAACUUCUGUAUCAGAUGCUCAGGGAGAAGCUAGUUUGAACCUAAAGGCCACUGUUGAAUUAGCAGUAAAGCCUGACUGUAUCCGACAAAUAAAACUGAAGAAUGUAGUAAUCAAUGGAGCGCCCGUUGCAUUGAAAGAUGUGGAGCAAUACCCUCUGCAGUUCAAUUACCACAAUGGGCAUAUUGAUACUGAGCUUUGUGCUGAGCCGAGCGAUUCUCAAGCUUCUCUCAACAUCAAAAGGGCAGUCAUCUCCUUGUUUCAAUCAGCUGUGAUCCAAGAGUACGGUUCUACAACCCAUCAUGAGGCUGAUGUUUUCGGUGGAUGCACGACAGACUUUAGUUUCCAAAAGGACGAUGACUCCGUGGUCGUUCACAAAUUUAGGAAUCUUAAUGAAUGUGCUCAUCGUGAGACAAUUAGGCAGGGUCUAAUCUCGACUACUUUCGAUCCUAGAUCUACCAUUCAAUCUACUCCCUUGCUUUCAGCCCAACAAAAAGUUGAACAACGCUUCAAAAGCGGAGUUCUGAACAAAGCUGUUUCUACGGAAACUUACAAAUUCAGACCCUUCACGAAUGGAGAGGCUGGUGCCAAAACAACUGUUGAAACUACUCUUACUCUUAAAGGUCAAAAAGCUAACGGUGGCGACAGUGCUCCAGUCUCUGUGUCAAAAUCUCUAUUCUUUGAAGCUCCUCAUCCAGUGGCUAAAUCUUCUGUAGAUUCUAUUGUAAAGGCGCUUAAUGCUGUAAAAGAACAGUGUCCAGAAGCUGUAAAGCCAGAAGCUGCUCAACGGUUCGCCGAACUUGUCAAAUUACUUGGUGUCAGUAGUAAAAAAGAUAUCGUUGAUGUCUAUAAGAGCGUAAAUAGUGCGGACAAAGCGAAGGAUAAGAAAAUAUUUUUGGAUGCUCUAUUUCGAGCUGGAACUGGUGAAGCAGCUGAAGUUGCAGUAGAAUUGAUCACGUCAGGUGAAGUGAGUGGUGUUCAGGCUCUUGUAUAUUACGCCAGUUUAGCGUUUGUUCGACAUGUGAAUCUUCCUGCCGUGACUUCAGUAACUGCACUAUUGGAUCAACCCGAUUUGCCAAGGAUCGGUUACUUAGGUAUCGGACAAAUAAUCGGAAAAUUCUGUCAAGAACACUCAUGUGAGAAUGUACCUGAAGUACAGGCAGCUCUCGCUAAAAUUGUGAGCAAAAUUGGUAACGGAAAAACCACUACAAGGGAACAAGAGAAUAAAGUGACGUCUGCUCUAAAGGCACUCGGCAAUGCAAAAUAUUUGGAUGAAGCAACCCUCCAGAAAAUAGUUGGAAUUGCAGCUGACAAGAGCGUACGAAAUAGAGUUCGUGUAGCCGCCAUCGAAGUUUUGCCUGUCAAGUGUUCUAUGGUUUGGAAAGAUAUCCUUUUGAAGACACUUGCUGAUCUCGAAGAAGACUCUGAAGUAAGAAUUAAAUCUUACUUGUCACUUGUUGAAUGCCCUUGUCCACAUGUGGCCAAUGCUCUGAAAGAUGUUUUGGAUAAGGAGAAAAUAAAUCAAGUUGGAUCCUUUAUAACGUCUCAUUUACGCAAUUUACGUGCCUCUGCUGAUCCCAACAAACGCGAAGCUCAGAGACAGCUAGGCUUGAUUAAACCUCGCACCAAGUUCCCUGAAGAUUUCCGCAAGUUCUCCUUCAACAAUGAGUUGUCUUAUAACAUUGAUGCAUUUGGAGUUGGCUCGACGGUAGAAACCAACGUGAUUUAUAGUCAAAACAGCUUUAUUCCCCGCUCAGCUUGUUUGAACCUAACAACUGAGAUUUUCGGUCGAUCAUUCAACUUCUUAGAGCUUGAUGGUCGUGUAGAGAAUCUGGAUAGAAUAAUUGAACGAUUUAUUGGACCCAAGGGUUACUUGAGAAAAGGAGAACCUGAGGAUGUGGCGGCGGAAAGUUUUAGUUACUUAAAAACCCUUGCUCAACAAAUUAAGGGCCGUCUUGAAAAAAGUGCACGUGGCAAAAGAGAGGUGAAACCAGCGGAGCUUGAAAAAUUCGCGAAAAAUGUGCAUCUGCGUGGAAAUGAGGUAGAUCAUGAACUAGACUUGGAUUUGUCUGUAAAAUUGUUCGGCGUUGAACUGGCCUAUUUGAGUGUCGAGGGAAAUAACCAGAAGUAUACUCCAGAGUAUAUUGUGGAAAAGGUUUUCAACGUACUGGACAAAGGAAUCGACAAAGCCAAGGAUUUCAACUACAAUGUUGAAAACCAUUUAAUAUUUUUGGACGCUGAUUUAGUAUAUCCUACUAGCUUGGGUCUAGCUUUGUCCUUGGGAGUGACGGGUUCAAGCGUGGUCCACCUCAAGACUAGUGGAAAGAUUGAUCUUCCUGCAAUAAUAAAGGAUCCUGAGAACGCAGUGGUAAAAUUAUCUCUGGAACCGAGUGCGUCGAUAAGAAUAGAGGGUAGGUUAAUUGUUCAAGGUUUCCAAAUUGAAUCUGGCCUGAAGGUUAUCUCCACAUUACAUACUGCUACUGGUUCAGAAGUAACUGUCAAGGUUUUGGAGGGAAAAGGUGUCGAUGUUAAUUUGGGUAUGCUUAAACGAAAACAGGAGUUCGUCAGUGUAUCCAGCGAAGUUCUACUCAGUUCUGGUCCAAAAGGAGAAAAUUACGUAUCACCCAAGUUUGGUACGGGUCGUGAACACUCAGACUGUUUCGAUCAAUCUGCGAGCGUGUUUGGCUUUACUUUCUGUGGACGAUUCACCCUACCAUACGACAGUUUCGAAUCCUUCCGAAGGAAACCGUUAUUCCCUCUGAGUGGACCAGCUAAAUUAGCAGUCUACAUUGAUAACGUUGAUGUCACCAACUAUCACUUCAAAGCAUUCUACAAUACAAAGAAUCCCAAAGCACGAUCCCUCGAAAUCCUUCUUGAGACUCCCAACAGCAGAACCAACAGAUAUCUCUCGCUUCUUGUUGAAGCUGCAGUAGAACCAGAUAAACUUGCUCGAGUUACAUUUGCCGUUCCUAUGUACAAAGCUUCUGCCGAAGUCAUUCUCAAGGAUAAUGAUAAGGAGCGUUCCCUAACUAUUGCCAUUCGGCAUGAUCAGAUAGAAUACUUUGGUAAAAUAGGUGUAAUAGCAGAUGGAAAUAAGUACAAACCUGUAUUGGAGUACAAAGUACCGGAACACAUUGAGCGACUUGCAGGUGCAAAAAGUGGUGGAAAGCCAGCCAAGAGCGAUGGACAACAAUAUAGUUUAGGGGGUGUUGUCGAGGUUGUUGAUCACGAAGGUGGAAAGAAAUAUACCUUUGAAAAAGUAGUCCUGACUUCCUCAGGUCGUAAGGUCGUGGGUCUAGAUGGAACAUUGAUAGCUACUGCCAGUGUUCGCGCACUUGAUGCAAAAUUCAGUUACGGAGAAGAAGUCCUAGACGUGAAAUUAAACGGGAAAAGGUUAAAAGAAAAUCAUUACAGUUUGACGGUUGCAGCAGUUCCUUCCAAAGAUCCUAACGUUGCUUUUCGUAUAGAAUGGGAGUACCAGAGAGAAACUGGCAAAUUCGAACAAAAUCUCGUGUUUGCUCACGGCCCAGAAGCACAACAGUCAGAAAAUCGUCUUAUUCUAAAUCAAAGAGCAGCUUACAACCUUGAUCCAAAGAACUUUGCUCUCGGUUUCUCAAAUAAAGUCCUAUAUCCAGCACUGCACUUCCUCUUAAAAUUAGAAGGCGCUUUCACUAAGAAAUCUCUACAGAGUGAAAUUGACUUUGAAUAUGACAAGUUCAAGUUUGGAACAGAGAUAUCUGCCAAGACUGGUACUACGAAACCGGGUGAUUAUCAAAUUGAAUUCGAAGGUCAUGUUUUAAAGAAUAAGAUAGAACUAAAAGCAAAGCGAGUAAUAUUGAGCGAUACCAAGAGCAAGUUUGAAAAUUCAUUAGAAUUGUCUCCAGGAGGAAAAUAUGAAGUUGAUGCUGUGGUUAUUCACGACGUCAAGCCCAAUGAUAUCAAUGUCAAACUCGAUGGAGACGUCAAUUUGAAUGGAAAGAAAAUCAAAGUUGACACUGGAUUGGAGUCUAAUGUUCAGAAAAUUAACUCGCAUGCUCAAGUAUCUGUUGACAGUACUCCAUAUGUAGACUUUGUUCUGAAAGUACAACGUGGCAAUAGUCCUACAGGAAAUCUCGUGUUGAAUGUCAAGACUUAUAUCACAGCUUCUGGUCAAUUCUCGUAUCAGAACGGUAAGGGUAAUGCUGACCUAAAUAUUGACAUUCCAAAAAUAAGUCGAAAGAUCAAGGGAAGUGGUGACAUCGCAGUAACUGGUACACAGCAUUCAGCUAAUCUUGAAGUUCUCUAUGAUGCUGAGAAGGAUCCUAGCAAACGAAUUAAAUUAUCUACCAUUUCUGAUAUCACAAAAACAUCGGUUGAUAUGAAGAACGUUAUUGAAAUACUAUCCUACAAGACAGAAGUCAAUAUCAAAGGAAAACUGCAAGGUAAAUUGAACGAUGGCUCAUUGAAUGGUGACAUCGAUCUUACCUUGCCAAACGGAAACUAUAUUACCUUCACCGGAAAACGUGUAAUAAAGAGAAAUGGAGAUACUUUAGAUGGACAGAAUCAAUUUGAACUUGCUCAUCAUGUCACUAAAGGAGGCCCUGCACGAAAAGUUAUUUUCAGCGCAGAAGGAAAAAUCUUUAACAUCGAUGAUGUGAAAAAAGUAACUUUCCAAACCAAGCACGACUUAAAACUUGUGAAUUCUGAUGGAAAAGAUAUCCACCUCAUCGUUGGACUUAAGAACUUGAAGGGAAAUGCAGACAACAAAAACGCAGCAGUUGAUGCUAAAUUGUCAGGAUCUGUUAUUCCCAAGCCAUUCCAGUUCGAUGUGGAUGUUGAAUAUGGUUUAGAGGGUGGAUCGUGGAAAGGAAAAUCAUCUCUAGGAAGCGACACAUCAUUACAGAGUAAUGGAAAAUACGGUAGGGGAAACCGGGUGGACAAACCAACUACCUUAUCAGGUAUAAUUGAACUCAAACUACCAAGUGACAAGCUGAAGAACUUAAAAUUGGAGUGUUCGGACAGUAUUCUCGUUCCAAGAGAGGCAGGAAGCUUAAUUGAAAUUAUCAGUACCGCUACUCUUGUUUACAACGAUGAUCAAAAAAUCAAGCUCAAUACCCAUGUCAAGCACUCGGGCAUACCAAGUAAAACUAUCAAAAGCGAGGGUUCAGGAAAAAUUGUUUUGACAGUUUUAACUUAUCCAUCUCUUAUUAUUGAUGGAAAAUACGCACAUGAUCCUACCGCGGACACCAAAAAGGGUUCUGUGUCUGCUGAUGUGUCAUAUGGAGAUAAAAAGACCAGUGUUGCUGUGGACAGUGAAUAUUUAUCGGACUUAUCUUCAGUUAAUACUAACAUUAAAGCGACUACUCCAAUUGAAAAACUCAAGAACGUCAAUCUUCAAUUCACGCACAAGAGAGAAAAAGAAGGUCAAAUUCGUAGCACUGAUGUCUCUGUCACUGCUGACAAUGCUAAAUAUACAAUGAAGAGUGAAAUUCAGUUGGAUCCAGUCUCACCGAGUGCACAUCUGGUGUUCACAUGUCCAGCUGGAAAGACUGAAAUUCUUUCAAAGCUUACUAAGUUGGGUGAAAGAGAAUUCAAAGGAGAACUUAAGUUAGAUUCGCCGAAAGCACUUGUAACAUCUGACUAUCACGUUAAGCUUGAAAGUGUAGACGAUUUCGUGAUCACAGUUAAUUUUGAUUGCGAUAAAAUGAAACCUAGGAAGCUUCAUGCGGAAGUAGCAAACAAACCGGCCAAAACUGGUAGAAAAAUUAUCGUUACUGUUACAAGUGACGGAAAGAAUAUCAUCAGUGGAAGCACUGACUACAAGAAGCAUGUUGAAGCUGGAAAAGUAAUUGUUGAAGGCAAAGGAAGUCUGAAGAUCGGUGAAAACACCGAGAGUUCAUUAUUUAAGUACACACGCCAGGAACUUACCAAGGAAACUGAUAAUGAAAUAGGUAGUGCGAUUUUAUUGAAUGCAAGCUUUGGUCCCUCAGCAAUAGUUGGAGAACUCAAAGUUACAAACAAAGAAAUUCGCGUCUUUAACAGUUACUGCGAACAGAGCAAAGACUGCGCUCACUUCAAAUUGCAAUCAUUACUCGACUCUGAUAUAAAAACUCAUUUGAAUCAUCAGUUGACAGUCGAAGUAGAUCUGAAAAAGUUUAAUGUGCCUGCUGAAUUUGGAUUAAAAACUAGCACAAAAUAUUUGAUGACUGAUCCUUCAUAUGAUCAUACAUCAAGUUUGUACUUACACUCAUCAAAGGACAAGACUGAGUACACAACUCAUUUGUACGCCAAUACUAAGGAGUCCGGUGCUGUUCUUACUUUGCCAAGUCGCGAAUUAGCAGUCAUUUCUGCAUAUGAAAUUCCGACUACUAAACACACGGGAGCUUACAAAGUAGAUGUUGCCCUUUACUUAGACAGAAAGAACAAACCCGCCGACAAGACUGGAGUGUCAGCUAACGGACAUGUGAAUAUUGAGAAAAACACCGUUUCUCUCAAUGGAGAAGCCAAGCUCACAUAUCCUUCUCAACCAAAGGACAUGAUAGUGAAAGGAAAGCUCCACUGUGGUGGUGAAAAUUUGGUUGACGCUAAUUUAGACAUUGAUCUCUUUGCUAAAAAAUCUCAGAAAAUAAACGUAGUUGCUAAAAUAGCUCGUGUUGCAAUUCCUCAAGGCUUCAACUACACUAACAAUUUUGAAAUCACCAGUAGAGGUCAGCAAUUGAAGGUUGAAUUAAGGGAGCAUUUGGCAAUCUCAACCUCGACGAUUGGUUUGGGAUCCAUCCUUUCGUAUACAGACGAACAUCAGAAACCAAAGAGUGUAGGCGGUCUUUUCUCUGCUAAUAAAAAUGAAGUCCAUCUUUUGGUAUUGUCUCCCAAUAAGGAAUUGAUUAAAUAUGACUCAAAAAUGGAGUUUACACCCGCGCUUCAAAAGAUUGAAUCGGAGUUGAGUGUACUUACGAACAAACCGAUUGUGAUUAACUUUGAAGCAAAGGACUUGAAUAGUUUCAAGUAUUCUCAAUACAUUAAAGAUAAACCAAAUACGAAGAUUUCUGGCCACGGACGUUUCGUUCUUGGACAACUAGGUGAAAUUCAUGUCGAUACUUUCAAAGAGGGAGAAAAGAAGAAUUUAUUCUUCGCGUUGAUUCACCUAGAUGAAGGCAAAUUCCUUAAACCAGAUUUUGGCUAUAACAAAGACAACAUUGUAUCAGCUGUCGAAUAUAUUCGCGGACAAGCCCUUGAAUACAUUAAGCAAAUAAAGGACAUCGUGCAAAACAUAUGCGAAGAGAUUGCAACUGAAUUAAAAGACUUAGCUGAACAUUUGAAAAAAGCUCAACCAAAUCUUAAACCUUUGAUAGAACACUACCAAGCUGAAUUAACUAAACUAAAGGAUGAGCUCCAUGCAGAUGAAACUGUUAAGGAAAUACAAGCAACUCUGAAUCAACUAUUCGGUGGAGUGAUUGCAGCUAUUACUGAAACAGCCAAACUUCUAACAGAACGGUUGGCAGACUUACAGAAACAACUGAAUGCUAUUAUUGAUAAACUUACUGAUGCUGUAAAAGCAACUUGGCCUCAAAUUAAAGAAUCCUAUCAAAAAAUUUUGACAGUUGCUGUUGAUCUUUUUGAUGCAACUUCCACCUUGGCCACAACUUACUUGAAAGCCAUUCUUGGCCUCAUCAACGAACAUCAAAAGGAACUGAAGCAAUUAGCAACCGUUGCAGCAGAAUUAGCUCAAGACAUUGCCAAGAUUAUAUUUAAAGCUACUAACCAAAUUGAGAAGGACGUCAAAGACUUUGUAACCCAGCUUAUUCAACAACUUAAAGCUCUCCCCGUUUACGAAAUGAUUAAAGAAAAGUACCAACAUUUGGCCGACUACCAAAUUCCACAAGCAAUACUGGCGCCAAUUGAAGAACUCUGCCUAAACAUUAGGAGCAUUUUGCCAACGGAAGAACUGAAGGAACUAUUCACCAUUUCUUACAAUUAUAUACUGAAACUCGUUAAACGCGAAAAGGUUGACGAUACUGCUGAAAUCAAAAACAUCUACGCCCAUUCAAUCGCUGCCGCUCAGUCCAUCUUGAAGCUGUUGCAACCUUAUGUAACCGUUGAAAACGUUUUUAACUACAUCGAGACACGCAUUCCUAUUGACCACAGUUUUAUAUGGAAGUUACCUGGAAUUACUACUCUUAAAAUCUCUCUUCUCAACCUUCUACGCAAUAACGAGUUGCCAUCACCUGUCGACUUGUACUAUGCCUACAGACCAACUCUCGACCUUGAAGAUAUUGUGCCACCAUUCAGCAAGCUAGGUCUAGUAAUCGAUGGAGGUCACUUCUUUACAUUUGACGGUCAUCAUUUCUCUAUGCCAGGAUCUUGCAGUUAUAUUUUGUCCCAGGAUAUUCAGGAUAGAAACUUCUCUGUUGUUGCUAAUUUCAACAAUGGAAACCUUGCUAGUAUCACUGUCACUGAUCCUAAAGAGAGCAUUACAGUUAAAUCUAACGGAAAUGUUCUUGUUAAUGACAAGCCAGCUGAGUUCCCAGCCACUACUGAAAACCUCAAAGGAUUCCUCACCCUUCCACUUAUUAACAUAAAAUCCAAGUAUGGAGUACAUGUGAUUUGCACUAAUGCAAGCCCACUGAUAUGUAGUGUGCACGUUUCUGGAUUUUAUCUAGGUAGAUUACGUGGUCUUCUGGGUGAUGGAAACAACGAGCGUUACGAUGACUUCACACUUCCAUCAGGCAAGAUCGCGGCAAGUGCAACCGAAUUUGGAAAUGCUUAUAGAGUUAGUGCAAGCUGUCCAACCGCAACAGCUGCAGACUACCUUGCAACUCCUCGUGCUGAUGUUUGUACAGAAUACUUUUCUGGUAAUUCGCCAAUGAGUGCUUGCUUUAACUACGUAAAUCCAUCACAUUAUCGACAAACUUGCGACCAGGCUGUUAGCGUUGGUGCAAAGAAAGGACCAUGUCUAGUCGCUACCGCGUACUAUGCAUCUUGUCGCUUUGCACGUGUUUUCUUCAGCGUACCUGAUGCAUGUGGUAGUUGCAAGGAGGGAUCAAAUGACAUUGCCACGAGUGAUGCAUUCAGUGUAAAGAUUCCUAAGAAGGAAGCUGACGUCAUUUUGGUUGUCGAACAGUCCGCUGAUAAUGAAAAAGUUUUCAAAGAACUCGUUACUCCUUUGAUAACUGAAUUGAGAAACGAACUUAAGCAACAUGGCAUGACUGAUGUCCACAUUGGUCUGAUUGGGUUCAGCGAGAAGAUGGAGUGGCCUCAGCACUAUACAACUGGUGGUAGUACAAAUAUUGAUGGAGAAGUGAAAAACAUCAAGUUUGAUCAACUUGAUCCAACACUUACUUUAGAGGACGCAAAGGAGGGUGACGCAGUGACAAGAUUGACAUAUGCAACACAACGACUAAUUACUGAAUUGGGUAUAUUCAGCUUGACUGAUGCUUACGAAGAAGCUGUCAGAUAUCCAUUCCGACCUGGUGCAGCCAAAGCUAUCAUCGGAGUCUUUACAUCACCUUGUGAGAAGAGUGCUCUACCAAUUUCGAUUCAGCAACUCAGGCUUUUAUUGGGACACAAAGUGUACCGAGAUCUGGGUCUCACUUAUCACCACAUGUUUUUGACGGACAGCCUUCAAGUUUCCGGCAAGCCACAAAAGAAUGUCGUUGGUUUUGAUUACGAUAGUGCUUAUACUUUCGCUGAUAGUAAGAAGAAACCUUUGGAAGGAAGUACCGAUCUGAAGAGCAAUUUGGUCCUCACUGACAAUGAUGUUUGUGCCAACUUUGCUGUGCAGUCUGGAGGCGCCGCGUUUAGCACGCACAAUUUCUUGGAUGCUAAACCGAACCAGAGGAAACAGUUCCUUCAAGUGGCUGCGCGUAGAGUAAGCGAAGGACUUGCUGACCUAGAACUCGAAGAGGAUUGCGUGUGCUACAAAGAAUUCGGCAUUCGCAGGCGUGCUUCUUGCAAAAUCGUGAAUCGCAACGAAAAGGGAGUUCUUGCGAGGUCUAAAGGAUCGAAGUGAUAGAAGAUAAUCUCCAAUUACACCUGCUACUUUUAAUUAGAUACUAGUGUUAAUGUAUUUGCUACUGCGUUACAAUAUUUUAAUAGCACCCAAAUUCCACUAACUCGUGCACUUCUAAAAGAUUUAUUUAUUUCAAGAAACUUUCUACAAAACCCGAAAUAAACGAAUAUCAAUAUAAUGUUAUAAAAAAAUCUUCAACAAAACUAAUUCUUGAAAAUGUAAAUAUAUGUAUUCUACUUGAGAGUGUAGUACCUUAUGCUUGAAACAAAGAAACUUUACUUGCGCACGAGUUGUCCGAUUUUGUUAAAAAUUAUUAAAAUAUUCCUGUAUGAUAUGAAAAAAAUAAUGCUGCGCAAAAGUCAGAAAUGCAUGAGUUGACGAUUCUGUAAGAUGUGAAUGUUCGAGAAAAAGAGUUGAUAAUAUAACUUUUAUCAUUAUUAUUAUUAUUA
This is a messenger RNA of Belonocnema kinseyi, 10650 nucleotides long. RefSeq names its product apolipophorins (gene apolpp). The record is from RefSeq and is a predicted model, not a curated record. The coding region runs from base 47 to 10201 and encodes 3384 amino acids. Gene Ontology annotation, molecular function: lipid carrier activity. The transcript has 26 exons. NCBI's taxonomy places the organism in Eukaryota, Metazoa, Arthropoda, Insecta, Hymenoptera, Cynipidae. Gene Ontology annotation, biological process: lipid transport.